Molecule: messenger RNA, 2466 nt
Organism: Camellia sinensis
Lineage: Eukaryota; Viridiplantae; Streptophyta; Magnoliopsida; Ericales; Theaceae
Product: glycosyl hydrolase family 81 protein
Molecular function (GO): endo-1,3(4)-beta-glucanase activity
Source: RefSeq, a predicted model, not a curated record
AAAAAACCCUCACAAACCCUAUAAAACCCCCACCACCCCCACCACCACCACCACCUCUCUCCUUCCUCAACCACCAUGUCAGCACCACUACUAUCACAAACCCAUCAUAGACUCCCAACCCAUCGUCCUUUCCUCUUCCCUGAAACCCAUUCCACAGUCCUUCCCGAUCCAUCCCUCUUCUUCUCUCCCACCCUCCUUCAAUCCCCUCUGCCCACCAAUUCAUUCUUCCAAAACUUCGUCCUAAAAAAUGGCGAUCAACCCGAAUACAUCCACCCCUACCUCAUCAAGUCCUCUCUCUCUUCCCUUUCUCUCUCCUACCCAUCUCAGUUCUCCAACUCUUCCUUCUUCUACCAAGUUUUCAACCCCGAUCUCACCAUCUCUGCUUCAAAUAACCCCAACCCAAGGUCAACCCAUGUUGUCUCUUCAUUCAGUGAUCUCAGUUUGACCCUUGAUCUUCCUUCUACUAAUCUCAGGUUCUUCCUUGUCAGGGGAAGCCCUUAUUUGACCUGUGUUGCUACCCGGGGCGUCGCGGUUUCGAUAUCGACAAUUCAUGCCAUUCUUGAGUUCAAUUCUAAUAGUUCUCUCACCAAAUACACUAUUAAGCUUAACAAUAACCAGUCUUGGCUUAUUUAUACUUCUUCGCCGAUUAAUUUGAGUCAUGGCCUUUCUUCCAUUACUUCUGGUGGGUUUUCUGGCGUAAUUCGGAUUGCGAUUUUGCCAGUUUCUGACCCGGGAUACGAAUCGAUCCUUGAUCGGUUCAGUUCUUGUUAUCCGGUAUCGGGCGAUGCAGUGUUUACUAAGCCAUUUUGUUUGGAAUACAAAUGGGAGAAGAAAGGUUGGGGAGAUUUGCUCAUGCUUGCCCACCCUCUCCAUGUUCGGCUUCUUUCGGGUAAUGAUUGCGGUAUCACUGUUUUAGAUGAUUUCAAGUACCAAAGUAUUGAUGGUGAGCUUGUGGGUGUUGUUGGAGAUUCAUGGGUAUUGAAAACUGACCCUGUUUCUGUUACUUGGCACUCAAUUAGAGGUGUCAAAGAAGAAUCAUAUCCUGAAAUUAUUGAUUCACUUAGGAGAGGUGUUGAUGCUCUCAAUUCAAGGACAAUAUCGACAACAUCGUCUUAUUUUUAUGGGAAAUUGAUUGCAAGAGCCGCAAGGUUGGCAUUAAUUGCUGAAGAAGUGUGUUAUGUUGAAGUAAUCCCAGCUAUCCGAAAGUUCUUGAAGGGUACAAUUGAGCCAUGGUUGGGUGGAACUUUUGAUGCGAAUGGUUUCUUGUAUGAUGGAAAGUGGGGUGGGAUUGUGACUAAACAGGGAUCUGUGGAUUCAGGAGCUGAUUUCGGGUUUGGAAUCUACAAUGAUCACCAUUAUCAUCUGGGUUACUUUCUAUAUGCAAUUGCAGUGCUUGCAAAGAUUGAUCCAGUGUGGGGGAGAAGGUAUAGGCCUCAAGCAUACACGCUUAUGGCGGAUUUUAUGACCUUGGGCAGGCAAGCAAAUUCGAAUUAUACUCGUUUGAGGUGCUUUGAUUUGUGGAAAUUGCAUUCUUGGGCUGGAGGACUGACUGAAUUUGCAGAUGGGCGAAAUCAAGAGAGCACAAGUGAGGCUGUGAACGGGUAUUAUUCAGCGGCGUUGAUGGGGUUAGCUUAUGGGGACACCCACCUUGUUGCCAUUGGAUCGACACUCUCUGCAAUGGAGAUUCAUUCGGCUCAAACAUGGUGGCAUGUGAGAGAGCAAGAUACUUUGUAUCCAAAAGAUUUUACAUUGGAGAAUAGAGUGGUGGGAGUUUUGUGGGCUAAUAAGAGGGACAGUGGUCUUUGGUUUGCUCCACCUGACUGGAGGGAAUGCAGGCUCGGAAUUCAGCUACUACCAUUAUCGCCAAUAAGUGAGGUUUUAUUCUCUGACGUUGGUUUUGUGAGAGAGCUUGUGGAAUGGACAUUGCCAGCCUUGGCAAGGGAAGGGGUUGGAGAAGGAUGGAAGGGAUUUGUGUAUGCCUUGGAAGGGAUUUAUGACAAAGAGGGUGCUUUGAAUAAGAUUAGGAACUUGAAUGGGUAUGAUGAUGGGAACUCGCUUACAAAUCUUUUAUGGUGGAUUCACAGUAGAGGUGAUGAAGAAGAGGAAUGUGAUGGGGGAGGGAAGUUCUGCUGGUUUGGUCACUACUGUCAUUAAAAUGAUCAAUUUUGUUGGUUGUCUAGGUUUGUGUGUAUGGAGGGUAGUCUUCAAUAAGAGGAUUGAAGUAUGAUGCUUAUUAGUAUAUCCAAGGUCAAAUCAUUCUUUUUGAGAAUGAAUCUGAUUGGUUCCUUCGCUUAUCUAUCCUGACAGUUAUCUGUAUUUAAAUUUGUCCAAGUUUUUUAAAUUAAGAUGAAUCAUACGGCAUUUCCUUGUGUUUCUGCAUCUGACUUUUCAAAACACAUGUAGUUAGAUAUCUGGUUGUUGUCCUACUAUAGACGUUAUAUUAUUUAUUUGUUCUUUCUUUAUAUA